AUGGACCCACUUGCUCAGAGGGAAUUUGUGCAGAACAAUUUGGACUCAGAUCUUCAGUUCAUUUUGAGUGACUCUGGUGUCGCCCUUGUGCAUCAGGUAUCGAUUGCCAGGCACUAUGGAUCGCUGAGGAAAUUCUCAGCGCUUGGAGAUGACAGAGCAUCCAUCAGGACGUCUUGCCUUCAGGACUUUGCGUUGCCAGCAGAUUCACCAGAGAACAGAUCACAGAUUGCAGCGAUUGUUUCAGCUUGGGAAACUUCCAAAGAAUAUUUAGCUAAAGAGAUUGAGUUGAAGGCCGAGGCAAAAAUCUUGGGACAGCCCAGGAACCUUCAGAUUCAUGAACGUCAGGCCAUGCUCAGAGCUGUAGAAGCGGUUCAUGGUUCACUCAAUGAUGCAGAAUGCCCUGCAGCUGAUUACUUGAGUCUGAAGGCUGAGGAAACUGAGGCAAACGAACCGACAGCUGCACCGCUUGAUGAGAUUCUCAGCAAGCUUGCGUCCUCGAGCUCCUCAAUCCAAUCUACAGUUGAUGGCUCAGGUCACAUCCGGAUUACCCGGACCAAGACGAAGUCAAAGAUGCCUUCAACAACUGAAGAAUAUAGAAAGAUCUUGAAGGUCGAAAUGUAUUCCUGGUUGGCAAUGGCUUCAAGGUACAAGGCGAAACAUUGGCUUCACGGUCUUACAGCUGACCCUUUUCUCAGGUUUGUGGAAUAUAUCUUGGGAGAUAGGGUGUUUGGAAUACAAAUCCCUACUGGAGAAGGGAACCAACAGAAGGUGAAGCCCGAUUGGGCGAUUGUGCUGGCGUACGAACAGAAGCUCCGUAAGGAGGCUAUGAAACGUGUUUUGGAGGGCCACACGUUGGCAGAGGCAAUGGUUUCGGUGACGAAGGACGCCGAUUUGAAGGAGGCCUAUUUUACCACUCCUGUUGCAUUGAAAUCUGCAGUUUCAGAUGGUCAUGGCCACCCCAACAAGUUUCAGCGUUUCAAUUCCAAAGGAGGUUUUGGGGGCAAGUCCUCACCUGGUUUUUCGAAAGGAAAAGGCAAAGGGAAACAGAAGUCAAAAUCCAUGGGCCCUUCUGACCCUCGUCUUAAAGGACUGACUUUGGCUUGGAGGACACCGGAUGGAAGAGAACUUUGCUUUGCCUGGAACACAGGAGAGUGCGAUGGUUCAUGUGGCAGGAUUCACCAGUGUGAGGGUCUUUGCUUUGCCUGGAACACAGGAGAGUGCGAUGUUCAUGUGGCAGGAUUCACCAGUGUAGGGUCAAAGGUUGUUACUCUGACCACAAGGCGGUGGAGCACAAGCAAAAACAAGGCGCUUGACAAUCCACAGGUUCAACCUUCUGCUGAAAUUCCUGUGGUUAAGGUUCUUUACCUAUUUGCUGGGCGGAGACGCCAUUCGGAUGUUGGGGCCUUUCUCAAGCAGGCUGAAUCCAAUGGUAAGAUCAAGUUAAUUCUGAAGGAAUUUGACAUUGAACGUUCUCCGAUGCAUGAUCUCACAGAUGCAUGUGAGUGUGCAGCUGGUUCAGAUGGUUUCUUCAUUUUGGAACACCCAGAGGACUUGGGUACUGUGCAGGGCGAGCAGCCAGGAUCGAUCUGGCAGUGGCAGGAGGUUAUCUUGCAAGAGGCCAUUACAGACACCUUCAGCGAACACAACGGGGAAGAGGACUCCUUUGAUGUUCAUUCAUGUUGCAAUUCUGGCAUGCCCAUUCAAGUUGAAUGGGAUCAAGUGAACAGGGGUUUCAUUGAUGGCUUUGGGCUUUGUAGCCCUACGAGAUGGCGGCCUUCCCAGAGGGGCGAAAGGCGCACACCAGAGAUGCUGGAUUUGGCAAAUGCUACUUUCAAUAUUUUAUCAGAAUGCGUGGAUGCUUGCAUUUCCGACGUCAGGAAGGAAUCAUUCAGGCUGGUCACCGGGAAGAUUGAGAAGUCUCCUUUUGGUGGUGAGGCAUUAGCAGCCCUGCGGUCAAAGUUUGCUGCAUUACUUCCGGAUCCCCGUGAUGCGUUGGUUAUUGAUGAUGGUCAGCCUUUCAUGUUACGGGCUCUUUCCCAAUGGUUGAAAAAGUUCAAUGAUCCUGACGCCAAAUGGCUUGUGGAUGAGGUCUUCCCCGAGAAGACUAAACAUAGGAAAUUGGAUGAGUCGGAGUUUUCGCCGGUGGCAGACAACUAUCCAUCAGCACAACUAUCUUCAGGGGAAUUGGAAAAGAAGUUCCGUGAGGAGGAGCAGCUUGGAAGGAUGUUCCCUUCGAAGAUUGGGGUGCUGAAGCAGGAGUUCAAGGACAGGUUGAGGAUAGCUUCGAUGGCUGCUAUCAGCAAACCUGAUGGAUCAGUCAGGCCUCUUCAUGAUGGUACACACUCAGUGAAGGUCAACCACGAGAUCAGGUAUCAGGACAAGAUUCUGUGCCCUGGGCCACCUGAGAUUGCAGCUAUGGUUCGUGAAGCUUCGGAGUCAGGUGAAGCAUGCUUCUGCGUCAGUGCAGAUAUCAAGGGGAAGUUCAAGGCCCUAUGGAUUUGGGUGCUGGCGUAUGAAUUGGUUGGCACACCAUUUGGGUAUCAUAAGUUCAAGGGUGGAUUUUCUUCGGAGUUUGUCGGCUUCUGCAUGCGUUAUGACAUUGCGGAGGUGGGCAUCUCUUCAAAGAGAGGUGACUGGCUGGUUGCUUGGAUCAGCAAACUGGCAGAACAAAAGUUUGUGGUGGCUUCAAGAGAUUUUGUGGAGUUCCUUGGGCGGCUGAGCUUUGUUGCACAACUCCUCACCUGGCUGAAACCUCAUUUGGCUCCAUUGUUUGCAUGGUCAUCAGUGAUUGCCAGGAGCACAGUGGGCAGACUCCCUGAAACAAUUAUUGUGACGUUGAGGUACAUACUUUUGGAGCUGCGGGCAGAGACAUUCAUGGUUUCCACAAGGCGACCCAUUAAACAUGUGGGGGAUCAAUUUAGGACAGACGCAAAAUGCAGUGACGGGUUGGUCAUUCUUGCUGGCUGGGAGCUCAAGACCCGGAGAUGGUUCUCGUUGCGUGUUUAUCCAGGAGAUGCCCCAUACCUUUUCAAACGCAGUGGUGAGUCCCAGUGGGCAUCCACCUCUGCGGAGUUGAUGGCUACGAUGUUGGCUCUGGCAGCAUUUGACUGGUUGCGUGAGAGCAAACACCGGAAGUCUCUUCAAGUGGCCUUCCAUGCUGGCACAGACAAUCGUGCAAAUGAGGCUUUGACUUUGAAAAGGGCAACAACUAAAUGGCCGUUGAUGGCCCUGAACAUGCAGAUGUCGUCCAUGUUGUCCAAAGCUCGUCUUGGCCUGAAUCUCCAAUGGAGGCCGAGAGAAGAGAACACUGAAGCAGAUGAUUUGACGAACGAGCGGUUCGAUGACUUCGACCCGAAGUUGAGAGUUGAAGUCUCUCUACAGAGCAUGGAUCUUUCCAUUUUGCAGGCACUGGUUUUGGUACAUGAUGAGUUUGAAGUUGCAAAGCAAUCAGCGAAGGUCGAGCGCGAGCGUGACCCGGCCUCCAAGAGUAAGAAGUUUGAUAAGUCCCCUUGGUGA
Cladocopium goreaui is the source of this 3516-nucleotide messenger RNA. The record is from the annotation of a GenBank genome assembly. NCBI's taxonomy places the organism in Eukaryota, Dinophyceae, Suessiales, Symbiodiniaceae.